AUGGCCUGGACUCCUCUCCUCCUGAUGCUCCUGUCUCACUGCACAGGUGCCCUCGCCCAGCCUGUGCUGACUCAGCCACCCUCCCUCUCCUCAAAUCUGGGAGCAUCAGCCAGACUCACCUGCACCCUGAGCAGUGGCUUCAAUGUUGGUAAUUUCUGGAUACGUUGGUACCAGCAGAAGCCAGGGAACCCUCCCAGGUAUCUUCUUACUUUCCACUCAGAUUCAGACAAGCACCAGGGCUCCGGAGUCCCCAGCAGAUUCACUGGAUCCAAUGAUGCAUCAACUAAUGCUGGGAUUUUGCUCAUCUCUGGACUCCAGCCUGAGGACGAGGCCGACUAUUACUGUGCUACAUAUCACGGCAACUCAAAGGCUUUCACAGUGCUCCAGACCCAUGGGGAAGUGAGACAAAAAUCUCCCCACUGCUCUGCUCUGCUCACAAAGGAAGCCUGGAAGUUUCUUCCACCUCCCCCAGCAUCGGGUUCCCUGUGGGCUCAGAAGCAGAGCUGGGGUGUCUCCACCAUGGCCUGGACCCUUCUCCUUCUCGGCCUCCUCGCUCACUGCACAGGGUCCUGGGCGCAGUCCAGGCUGACGCAGGAAGGCUUCAUGUCAGGUUCUGUGGGACAGACGGUCACCCAUUCCUGCACCGGAAAUGGCAACAAUGUUGGAGCUAGUAUCGUGAACUGGUACCAACAGAUUUUUCACGGGGCCCCCAAAACAGCGAUGCUCGCAGGUUCUCUACCCUCAGGGAUCCCAGACCUGUGCUCUGGCUCCACGUCUGUCAACACGGCCUCUCUGACCAUCUCCAGGCUCCAGCCUGAGGACAAGGCUGAUUAUUACUGUUCAACGUGGGAUGACAGCAUCAGUGGUGCCGUCUCCCAGACUGUGCUGACUCAGCCUCCCUCCCUCUCUGCAUCUCCUGGAGCAUCAGCCAGCCUCACCUGCACCCUGAGCAGUGGGUACAUUGUUGGCGGCUACCACAUAUCUGCGACCGCGUCCCCGGGACAGAUGGCCACACUCUCCUGCCCUGGAAACAGCAACAACGUUGGCAGCGAGGGGGCAGCUUGUGCAGCAACAACCCGGCUGGGUCCCCAAAGUCCUGACCCGCAGGAGUCACAACCGGCGCCCAGGGUCUCAGAGGGGUUCUUGGGCUCCAGGUCAGGCGGCGGGGCCUCCCUGAGCAUCUCUGGGCUCCAGGCCGAGGCCGAGGCUGAUUAUUCCUGCUCAGCCUGGGACGGCAGGCCGGCUCCUCACCCGGUGCUUCCUGCCAGGUGGGUGGUGAGCCCCGAGCCCUGA
This is a messenger RNA of Globicephala melas (long-finned pilot whale), 1293 nucleotides long. Lineage: Eukaryota; Metazoa; Chordata; Mammalia; Artiodactyla; Delphinidae. The record is from RefSeq and is a predicted model, not a curated record.